Molecule: messenger RNA, 1123 nt
Organism: Salarias fasciatus (jewelled blenny)
Lineage: Eukaryota; Metazoa; Chordata; Actinopteri; Blenniiformes; Blenniidae
Gene: rnf181
Product: ring finger protein 181
Exons: 6
Coding region: 221-694 (157 amino acids)
Biological process (GO): protein ubiquitination
Cellular component (GO): cytoplasm
Molecular function (GO): ubiquitin protein ligase activity
Source: RefSeq, a predicted model, not a curated record
CACACCCGGAAGAAUGACAUGCUCAUUGCUAACAUUUCAGAUUUUGCGAAUAGCUUAACUGUUCCGGAUUAAAAUCGAUAAAAGCGCGGUGUCAUUCAAGUGGACUGCUGUGUUUCGGCCCGAGCUGACAAAACCGCAACAAACAACUUAAUUCAGAGGCGUAACUCCGUUCAACUCGAUUUUUUGAUGUAAAGAAGAAACUCGUUCUGGCUGCACGACCAUGGCAUCCUACUUUGAUGAACAUGACUGUGAACCCACAAAUCCAGAGGAACAAUACAGACAGAAUGCUCUGCUGGAACUGGCCAGGUCACUAAUGCAGGGCUUGGACCUGAUGGACUCGGGGGCCUUCGACUUGUCGGACUGGGACCAGCGUCUUCCUCCUCCAGCUGCUAAAACUGCAGUUCAGACCCUCACAGUGGUCAUCAUUUCCCCCGAACAAGCAGACAAAGGUCUGAAGUGUCCGGUGUGUCUGCUGGAAUUUGAGGAGCAAGAGACGGUUCGAGAAAUGCCCUGCAAACACCUCUUCCACUCAGGAUGCAUACUGCCCUGGCUGGGGAAGACAAACUCCUGUCCGCUCUGUCGACUUGAACUGCCGACUGACAACCCGGAGUACGAGGAGUUCAAAAAGGACAAGGAGAGGAGAAAACAGAGGGAGCACCGGCUGGAGGGUUUACACGAAGCCAUGUACACAUGACACACAGCGCCGGUGCAGGCGUCUGACACACUGAAGCCUUAGAGGAGAAAUGAGACGUUUGAGCAGGAAGCUGCAUUCCCACCAUUUCAGACUGGAGCUACUGCAUAAACACCUUCAGCCUUCAUGUCAGCUCAUCUCCUGUGUGAAAGAGAGAGAGAAUAUUUUCAAAUAAUGUGUGACGUUGUAGUAGCGGUGUGAAAUGGUGUGAAUGCAGCUGAAGCAUCCUGGUCGCUGAACAUUUAACGCACCAAAUAGGAAAAAAAAAAAUAUUCUAAAACCAAUGUCUGCAGCUGCACUACUUUCAGAACUCCAGUCUCUUCAUUCCUUUUCUUUUUUAUAUAUAAAAAAACUAUGCGCUUUGAAUGCACAAUGAUUUGUUCAGCUGUGUUUAUCCAUUCCCCUGCUAUAUAAAUAUUGAUUUUAAACUGG